This is a messenger RNA of Prosopis cineraria, 738 nucleotides long. RefSeq names its product cucumber peeling cupredoxin-like. The transcript is spliced from 2 exons. NCBI's taxonomy places the organism in Eukaryota, Viridiplantae, Streptophyta, Magnoliopsida, Fabales, Fabaceae. Gene Ontology annotation, molecular function: electron transfer activity. The coding region runs from base 95 to 559 and encodes 154 amino acids. The record is from RefSeq and is a predicted model, not a curated record. Gene Ontology annotation, cellular component: plasma membrane.
AGCUCACAAUCUCAUCGUCUUGAACCUGAAAAUUAGAACCACAUCAGAGUUUCAAGAAACAACCGACAACCUGCGCAACAAAGAUUGCUAAACAAUGGCCAAGCACAUGGGUUUGAUAGGCUGCUCCAUCGUCGUUGUGCUGUCUUUAUUAUUUGCAGCAUCCGAGGCGGCACGAUACAACGUUGGCGACAGAUUUGGCUGGAGCGUCCCUCCCAAUGAGACCUUCUAUUCAGACUGGGCUAGCUCCAAGACCUUCAUCGUUGGAGACACUCUUGUGUUCAACUGGACUGGAAACCAGAACGUGGCUGAUGUACCAAUGGCGGAUUACAACAACUGCAGCACCGACGCGAUCACGUUCACCGGAAGUCCGAACAGGACGGUGUUUAUGAUUACUCUGUUGUAUCCUGGGCCUCGCUACUUCAUCUGCACCGUCGACGAUCACUGUGCAAGAGGCCAGAAGUUCAGUAUCAACGUUGAGUGGCCAUUCUCUUCCGGUCCUUCUCCUUCAGCUCGACCACCAUCUUAUUCUUCUGCUCCGUCUCCAUCUUUUGGGGUCUAAUUAGCUCUCAGUAUUUCUCUCCAGUUAAUUAGACUAUGGCUGUCUAUUUAAUUUCUUCACCCGCAUUUAGGUUAUAUAUUUUAUAGUUUAUUUCAACAAAUAAUGGAUGUGCUGCCACGUGGGUGUAUGUAUAGUUUGAGAAUAUUAUGUUAUGUUAAAUAAAGCAGUUGGUUGUGAUU